UGAUUUUGACCUUCAGUUCCACUUUUUCUCUUACAAAAGUGGGAGUGAAUUGAAAUUUUCAGAAAAGAAGCGUUUUGUAGAAUUGGAAAGAUCAAGAAGGUUCAUAAAUUGUCUGUAGCAGAUUGAGGUUGGUGUAUGAAAUUCCUUGUUCUUAGAGGCAUCUGAGAAAGCAAGAAAGAAAGUAACAAAAGGUAAAAACACAAAGAAACCCACUCAAGAAGAAGAAGAUAAGAUCAAAUCACAGCAGUUGAUAGGAAAGAAAGAGGAAAACUUGCAUCAGAAAAGGACACAUCCCACACCUUCCUUUUCCUCCGCUUGCGCCAUCUUCUCUCUCACUCACUCUUCAAAUACCAGCAAUGCCUCUGCCUCAAUUUCAAUUCCCAUUCUCUUCCCUUCACUGAGACUCUCGUUGCUAUCGCCACACCAAUGGAGGACUCUCCCUGUCACCUUCAGAGACUCCGUUGCUCCGUCAAAAACUACGAUUGGGGUCUCCCUGGUCGCGUCUCCGAGGUUGCCAGACUCCACGCGCUCAAUUCCAACACUCCAUUUCACGCGGAGGAUCCUUAUGCCGAGCUUUGGAUUGGUACCCACGAUUCAGGACCUUCUUUCUUGGCCUCCAAUGGGGUCUCCCUUAAGUCGUGGCUUUCCGACAACCCUGAUGUGCUAGGAGACCAGGUUCUUCGCAAAUGGGGUUCUGAUCUCCCUUUCUUGUUCAAGGUGCUGUCUGUGGGGAAGGCUUUGUCUAUUCAGGCUCACCCUGAUAAAGAGUUGGCUAGAAUUCUGCAUAAGUUGCACCCGGAUUUGUAUAAAGAUGGAAAUCACAAACCAGAGAUGGCUCUUGCAAUAACUAAUUUUGAGGCUCUGUGUGGAUUCAUCACUCUCAAGGAGCUCAAGGGUGUGCUUCAUUCUAUUCCUGAAAUUGUGGAACUAAUUGGUGCUACAAAUACAAACCUGGUCUUACAAACUAACGAUGAGGAUGAUGAAGAAAAGGUUAAACCUGUUUUGAAGGCAGUGUUCACCGAUCUCAUGUCAGCUAAUAAAGAGAGAGUAACUGAUGCAGUAAACAGAUUGAAAACUCGUCUGCUUCAGGAGAAUGAGGUGAGGCAGUUGACAGAUAAAGAGCAGCUAGUACUGCGGUUGGAAAUGCAAUAUCCAUCUGAUGUUGGUGUCAUAGCAGCCUUCUUUCUUAACCUUGUAAAACUCAAUCCCGGCGAAGCUUUGUUCCUGGGGGCAAACGAACCACACGCAUAUUUGUCUGGGGAGUGCGUUGAAUGCAUGGCAACUUCUGACAAUGUUGUGCGAGCUGGCCUAACUCCCAAACACAGAGAUGUCCAGACCCUUUGUUCUAUGCUCACGUACAAACAGGGUUCUCCUGAGAUAUUGCAUGGAAUUUCUCUUAAUCAAUAUGUAAAUAAAUAUACCCCACCAUUUGAGGAAUUUGAGAUUGAUCGUUGUAUCCUUCCUCAAGGGGAAAGAGUGGUGUUUCCAGCAGUUCCAGGUCCUUCCAUAUUUUUGGUGACUGUUGGGGAAGGAAAUAUGAAUACAGGAUCACCCAAAGGGCACGUAGUCACCCAAGGUGAUGUUCUUUUUGCAGCCGCUAACACUGAGAUUAGUGUUACCAGCGCAUCUGAAUUGCAUCUGUACAGAACAGGGGUAAAUAACAAGGUUUUUCAGGCUUCUUAGCCUUCAGCACAAGGGAGUGAAAUAUGCAAUUAUGUGCUGCCUGGAAUAGAAACAGUUUAGUGUACAUGCAAGAGUAAAAAAAAAAUCACAACUGAGUCUUAGAGAAAAGUUCAUUAUAUAGAAGUGGGUUGUCCAGUGUCAUUAGUUUGUUCAUAAUAAUGCUCGUUAAAAGCUUCAUCUCCACAUGUAUUCCUAUUUUAUCAUUUUAUAUAAUAAACAAAGCGCCUACAGGUAUUAUUUUUA
Vigna angularis (adzuki bean) is the source of this 1926-nucleotide messenger RNA. Its product is annotated as mannose-6-phosphate isomerase 1. The coding region runs from base 427 to 1683 and encodes 418 amino acids. NCBI's taxonomy places the organism in Eukaryota, Viridiplantae, Streptophyta, Magnoliopsida, Fabales, Fabaceae. Gene Ontology annotation, cellular component: cytosol. Gene Ontology annotation, molecular function: mannose-6-phosphate isomerase activity; zinc ion binding. Gene Ontology annotation, biological process: carbohydrate metabolic process; GDP-mannose biosynthetic process. The transcript has 5 exons. The record is from RefSeq and is a predicted model, not a curated record.